AACAACGUUGAUGUACUUAGCCUGAUGAUCGUUGUUUGAGAAACAAAAAUAUAAACGAUAAUACUUUACUCACAAUGCGCAUACCUUUCGCAUUCUUCUUCAUCGCUAUAAUCGAAGCGAAGAGAAAGUAUCCAAAGAGUAUCAUCAAAACUACUCCUGAUGAAGAACUUCCUCUUCCAAAAAAAGUAAAUGAAUACCCGGAGCAUUUCAAUCUUCCUGUUCAAUUUGGACAUAUUUAUAAAGAUGGCUAUGGAGAUCCGCGAUCGAAUUUGAAAUCGCCAAUUGACUUGGUCGAAUUACACAUGAAGACACCGAGGAAUUAUAAUGAAAGUAGAGAAAUAUUAAAGAAAGGAAAUAAAAACAUUCAGUGGAUUAGCAAAGAACGACCAAGAAUUUUGGGUAGUCCUAAGGAUGCGUACAUAGAUGAAAAAACUUUUAGAUUAACAGAUGAAGUCGACGGUGUCAGUGGUAAAAGCAACGGAUCUAGGUCUUGGUUUGACUGGGUCUCAAUACAACAAAGUAAUAUAGCAACCUUGAAACCAAAACAGAAGACUGUAGAACUCAAAAGUGAAAUUAAUAGAUACGACCAUAAUGAAUCGAACUCUAAAAUUAAGGGACAGUAUUUCGCUAGCAAUUCUUUUGAUCUCACGCGAGAUAUCCGUGAAAACAAGAUAAAUCUAACAACGUGCAGUGAGUUCGCCAGAGGCGCAGAUUUUCACCCAAAAGACAUAGUAGAUAUCGACUGGGUACCGUUUUACGUGUGGUCAAGUCGAUUUCAUAUGGCAAUUAUUUACAGAUUUUCAUAUCCGACGAAAAAGUUGGUAAAAAAAUACAAAGAAGAAUUUGGUAUGCUUUUAAAUAAAAACCUAGACUGGGAUCAACCAAAGCUGGUUAUGAAUGAGAUGCUAGAAAUGCUUCUCAUAGCUGCGGAUAGGACUGGAUUGUUUCAUGCUAUACCUUAUCAAGAUUUACCGCAGAGUAUAAAAAGGAAAAAAAUCCAAUUACCAACAAUAACGAUUCGGUUCAAAAUUAUCGACCCUUAUUUAGCGAUGAUGUACUGCGAUGAAGACUUUACGACACUGAUGGCCGUCGCUGGAAACGAACCAACGACAAACAAAGAUAAGAUUUCCGAAGCCAAGACUUUAAAGAUAAAAGGAACCGGAUAUCCUGUGUCUAGGGACGUUGAAUUAGAGAAUAUGAGAGCAAAAGCUGAGAAAGAUUGGGAGAAAGAAAAAGAAGAACGGAAAUUUAUUAAAAUAAAACAACCAAUUAUACGAAAUCACUUCUUCGGAUCAGAACGUUAAAGGCUAUUUGAUGCCAAGUAGAUCUAUAUCGUGUAUUGUAUUACUUAAUUGAUAAAAUGGAAUAAUUCUUCGUCGCCGAUAUGCCUCGUAUGGUUUUCCAACGUUGGAAAUAUUAUAGUUUUACAAUUUUCGUGGUUUUGGAAGUGAAAUUCAAAUACAUGUUUUGCAAAUGAAUGAAUCUAAUCGGAAUUGCAUAAAUUAGACGAGCAGCGUUAUCGCAAGAAAUUUAAAAUGCGUGAAGCAUCGCGUCGGCUUUCUUCUUCGUCGCUUUCUUCAUUGCUGAAGGUCGUGUCCCUGAAACUUGACCGUGGCCUGUCUCGUGAGCUGUUUCCAUCUCGUCCGGUCCUCAGCUUCUCGAAUGGCGGUUGCGACUGGCAACCCAGUUAGAGCGGUUACUUGAUCACACCAACGGCUAGGUAAUGGGCCGCGGAGUCUCUUUCCUUGUACUUUGCCCGUAACAAUCACUUUGUCCAAGUUAUCUGACUGUCGGCGGGCAAUAUGACCGAAGUAGCUGAGGAUCCUCUGGUAACAGAUUGUUGAGCGUCGGCAUUUGUGAUCAAAAUAAAUCUGAGAUUGUGUCAUAA
Molecule: messenger RNA, 1888 nt
Organism: Bombyx mori (domestic silkworm)
Lineage: Eukaryota; Metazoa; Arthropoda; Insecta; Lepidoptera; Bombycidae
Exons: 3
Coding region: 75-1304 (409 amino acids)
Source: RefSeq, a predicted model, not a curated record